Botrytis cinerea B05.10 is the source of this 930-nucleotide messenger RNA. RefSeq lists its product as hypothetical. The transcript is spliced from 2 exons. Gene Ontology annotation, cellular component: mitotic spindle pole body; DASH complex; mitotic spindle midzone. Gene Ontology annotation, biological process: mitotic cell cycle; attachment of spindle microtubules to kinetochore. The coding region runs from base 69 to 506 and encodes 145 amino acids. NCBI's taxonomy places the organism in Eukaryota, Fungi, Ascomycota, Leotiomycetes, Helotiales, Sclerotiniaceae. The record is from RefSeq and is a predicted model, not a curated record.
GGUCUCCAUCGCUUUGCAGUGGUGAUCCAAUAUUACAACACGCGGCCUGCAAAGCAAAGAUCUCAAGAAUGUCAUACGCAUCUCGACCCCUCGGUUCGCAUCUGCGCCAACAGUCCAUGGGUGGGAGCUUGGGUUCGUCUUCUGGUCAAUCCCCCGUCUUACAGGCGCGCAUCAAUGAGAAGAGGGCAGAGUUAGAAAAUCUCAAGCAACUGCGAGAUUUGAGUGCAGGGCUGGCUGGACAGAUGCAAAUGCUGGAAGAGAAGCUUUCGACUCUUUCAGAUGGAACAGAAGCCGUCGCAACAGUAUUGGGCAACUGGCACAAUGUUCUGCAAGCGAUCAGCAUGGCAUCUAUGAAAAUACCAAAACCCAAAGAAUCAAACGAUGGGGAAGAAGAAUUGGAAAAGAGAACGGGACUCGAGAUACCUCUACCUCAAACGCUGGUCCGAAUACCCACAGAGCAUGCGCCAAUGCUACAACCACCCAAAAAUGAAGAAUCGAAUGAAUGAAGAGGACGCGCUAAGUCGCUGGGAGACUAGAAGAGGAUAUACAUGCAUUCAUGACGAGUUUGGUGCAUUGAACGGCGCAACAGGCAGAUAUUGGGUUGUGAGUUCCGACGCCAAAAACGGUCUGGUGAUGGAUCGUGUCCAUGUAGGAAUGGCUGGUAAAAAGCAGCUGGACUUUUGAUGAUGACAUGAUUGAUGACUUAUUAGCAGAGAUUGAUCGAAUAAGAAAAAUGUCGGGAAAGUCAUGCAAUCUAAACAAAUACAUGGUGUUGUGGCCUGCAUGAGUAGGUUAAGAUGUGAAACCCAAUGACGGAAAGGUUGAUGGAAAAGUGCAUUACAUCACAUCACAUCACGAUGAGUAGGAGUUGCAUACUUCAUUGAACGACAUAAGAGGACAGUGAAUGAAUUUAUCAAGAGCAAUUCACCA